This is a messenger RNA of Ornithorhynchus anatinus (platypus), 2724 nucleotides long. RefSeq names its product CD34 molecule (gene CD34). Gene Ontology annotation, cellular component: membrane. The transcript is spliced from 8 exons. Gene Ontology annotation, biological process: cell-matrix adhesion. The record is from RefSeq and is a predicted model, not a curated record. NCBI's taxonomy places the organism in Eukaryota, Metazoa, Chordata, Mammalia, Monotremata, Ornithorhynchidae. The coding region runs from base 260 to 1477 and encodes 405 amino acids.
UAAGGCCGGGAGUCCAGCCCCUAGGGCGCACACCGACUACUUCGAAGGGUCCGGUUGCAUCCCACUAAAGGAACCGAGAGCCGGGCAGGGGCGUGGGGAGAGAGGAGAAAGGUAGUCCAGUCCCAGCUCAGCCCCUGCCCAGCCCAGCCCGCCCCCAAGCCCAGCCCCAGGCCGACCGCCCGGGCGGAGGGGGUGGGGGCGGCGCCGGCCUGCACAGAGUUUGACUCUUUCCAGCUGCGCUCCGGCUCCAGCCCCAAGGAUGCUGCCCAGGGCCGAGCGCAGCGGGCCCGGGCUCUGCUGGUUGGUCCUCGGGAUCCUCGGAGCCCUCCCGCCUGGAAGUGUGGCCGAGGAAUCCAUAACUGCCACGACAAUGACCUCAACCAUUAACCUACAAACUAUAACUACAAAACCAGAAACAACAAGGUGGACGUCGAUUGCUUCUAGCUCCAUGACAACAACGAUGGUGAAGUCACUUACUUCAGGAAGCAUCACCACCAUCACCCAGGAGGGAAGCACAGGUCCCUCAGCCACCCCCACCUCAGGAAAGGGAGAUCUAGUCAAUGCCACCAGCCAGACUCCUUCCCCCAGCACCUCUCCAGAACCGAGAAAUUCUUCUAUCUUAACUUACACCAGUGGAUCCCCUGAUGGAGUCACCACUUUGUCACCGAACAGCACUUUGAUGUCAGGAGGGACAACAACACACAGUACGACAACCGGGGUGACAAUCGGGCAUUUGUCCAAUGGUACCGAGCCGCAGCCACCACCAGAAGUUAUGACCUCAAGCACCUUCUCUCCUACAACCGGCGUGAGAUCAUCUACCCCUGGCCCCGUGGUGAAUAAGGGCCACAUCAGCUGCAAGAAAAUCAAACAAGUGAAGGAGUCUCAAGGCAUUUGCCUGGAACUGAACGAAACCUACAGUUGUGAGGACUUUAAAAAGGCCAUAGGCGUCAAUCUGACCAAGAUGGUCUGUGAGAUGAAGUCAGGCAAGCCAUCCGGUGAAGCUCGUGACUGCUUCCUGACCCUAGCCCACUCCGAAGUGAAGCCCCAGUGCAUGUUCUUGGUCCCAGCCAGCAGUGACCAACUUUCCAGCAUUGUCCAAGUUAUGACCGAGCACAAAUCUGACCUGGCAAAGAUGGGAAUCCACUCCUUCUCAGAGGAAAGCCUCUACCACCACCAGAACCAGUCCCGGAAGACGCUGAUUGCUCUGGUGACCUCCGGCCUCCUGCUUGCCAUCCUGGGCAUGGCUGGGUAUUUCCUCAUGAACCGAAGGAGCUGGAGCCCUGCAGGAGAGAGGCUGAGCGAAGACCCCUAUGUCACUGAGAGUGGAAACCAGGGCUACGGCCCAGGCGGGGGGGCCGCCCCCGAGCCCCAGGACAAGCCGAACCUGAACCGAGGGGUCCGGGAGAACGGCACGGGCCAGGCCACGUCCAGCAACGGCCACUCGACGCGGCCACACGUGGCCGAUACCCCACUGUGACGGGAGCGGGAGGGGGCCCAACUCGGAAAGCCUCCGUCCUCCAUCCAGCCCCCCUGAUUCCUUAGUUAACCCUAUCCCCUCCCGCCUCCUCCUCCCUGUCACUGCCCUGCUCUCAUUCCUGCCUCUGGCUGCUCCUCUCUGGUUGUCUGGAUCAUCCCCUGACCUGUGCCAUCCCAACCAGAACCACCUGCCCCUGACAUUUUGACCUGGGCCUCAUUGGGAGGGCAGGAGGGGUAGAGCCCAACUUACCCGAGCUCGUGGGAGCGUGGGGGUGGGGGUGGGGAGUGCUCCCCUGAACCCAGCCCAGUUUCCUCACUCUUGUCUCUCACCUGCCCCAGCCCUCUCCCUGCCUCCGACCACUUUGGACAACCCCGGCUUCAGCGCUCGGCGUUUGGUCAUGCCCUCCUCCCUGCUCUCUGACUCUCGUGGACCAGGGCUAGUAAGAAUGAGCCCAGAGCUCAACUGCCCAGCCUCCCCGCCCUUCCCUGCCCUCUCCCACCCUUUUCUCUGCUUUCUCUGAUUUGAUUUGCAGGAACUUAAAUCUCCUCUUCCACCGUACAAUGUAGCCAGAACCCUUGCUUCCUUCCCAGAGCAGUAAACCAGCUCUUCCUCCUCCAACUUUGGCUCUUCAGCCCCAGCCAGCUCUCCAAACAAGUCUCCUCUCCCUGGAGAGGUGAGGGCACUUGCAGAUCAUUCAGGAUGGGCUGGUUGCACACUUCCUGCAUGUGUGUAUGUGUGGGUGCAGGUGUGCAUUUUCAUGCAUGUAUGUGCACAUAUGUGUGAAUAUGCAUUUGUGAGUGUACAUUCAUGAUUGUGUGCAUGAGUGUAAAAUGUGUAUGUCUGGGGGAAUUCAGUUUAGCCUUCUAAGAUGCUCAAAACACCACCCAUGAGAGGAUAAGGGCUGGAGACUCCAUCCUCUGUUCCUGUACCUCCAUCCCAGUGCCAGGCUGCCCUCAGGGAGAGUUCCCAAACCCUCUGAGGUCCAGUUCUUCCAGCCCAGUCUUCCCCAUCCUCAAACCCAGCUGCCCUGCCAGAAAGUCCCAGGGCUUCACCCAUACCCCCGUGCCCCUGCCCCCGGGCCUAGGGGCCUUCAGUGCCGAAGAGAGUCCCCUGACCAGUUAGAGCCCGGGUUCGGUGCCAGCAACCCUUGGAAACACAACUUUUCCGAAUAGGAGGAUUUGAGUUUUUUUGUUGUUGUUUUAUUUCUGAUAGAUGUAAAUAUUGUAAUUAAAUGACAGUAAAACAGA